Aspergillus glaucus CBS 516.65 is the source of this 730-nucleotide messenger RNA. RefSeq lists its product as uncharacterized. The record is from RefSeq and is a predicted model, not a curated record. The transcript has 2 exons. The coding region runs from base 165 to 689 and encodes 174 amino acids. NCBI's taxonomy places the organism in Eukaryota, Fungi, Ascomycota, Eurotiomycetes, Eurotiales, Aspergillaceae.
CCUUCAAAACCGGAACCUCGCUGUGCUGGUAAAAGCCUUCAGGCAUCCAACGCUGUAGUUCGGAAAGUGGGAAACAGCAUGAACAAAAUCAGAUACAUCACAGCGUUAAGUGUCCUAGCAAGAAGCAUCUGCAAGCUUGUCCACUGCGAUGUCUGCAAUGAAACAUGACCAUAAUCUUCACAGCAGUUGCUGUGAGUGAGCCUGAGAUGCCAACCUAUAGCGCCGUCAAAUAUAAAGACAAGCUCAUCAACACCAUGUCCUGCCACGGAAUCAAAUACACCAACAUCCAGCCCGCCAUGGUCCCAGGCCAGAUCCAGAAACAAAAUGAUGACGAGCCUGUGCUCCUGGAGCGGUUCCUUAUCAAGGGUUUGGUGGGACCUACCAGCAAUACCUCGCACGAUGUCUACCACUAUAGCGGUGGAGCUACGGUCUUUCAUCUUCCUUUGCAGGGAGCCGGGGUGGAUAAUACUGUGAUAACCGGCUUAAAUAAGAGGGACAGUCAUCACGGUUUCGGGGUAUCGUUCACUACCCACGGCAAAUCAGCACUAAGCAGGGAAGAACGAGAGUUGAUGACCACUGCCAUUGGUAGUUAUUGGGCUGGAUUGGCUCACGCCACCAGCAUGGUGGAUUAUAUUGGCCUGGGGGAAACGGGGCAUACGGCCAAUUUUUACUUCCGUAUCGUUCCUUAGUCCGGGAUAAAGACUAGCGCGCAUGUGCAUGGCAGAUGAUA